AUGGCGCCUAACUACCAACGACUCGGCGACAGUGAGAAUCUCAAGCCCCCAACAGCUCCUCGGUCGGGUCGAUGGAAGGGAAUCAUUUUCAGUGUCAUAGCGUCAUGUUUCGUGAUGUGGAUGGGCGCCGUAUUUGGCAUUUUAUCUCAACGCCGGAGUUGGGAUUCAAGCAAUGGAGGUUCUGGACACCAGUAUCCAGGUGAGAAGGUGUCGUGGCAGCCGUGUGGCAGUGUCGACGGGCACCCACUCGAAUGUUUCAACCUUACCGUUCCAAUGGAUCAUUUUGAUACGUCCAAGAGUAAGGAUAAGACGUUCCGCAUUCCUGUCAUUCGUCUACGCGGUGGAGAGCACGCGACACAGAAUCUCUUGCUCAACCCUGGAGGGCCAGGGGGCAGUGGUUUACGAUUAAUAACCCGGCGUGGGACGCAGCUUAGAGGAGUUGUUGGCGAUGGCUUGCACAUUGUCUCUUUUGAUCCACGGGGGGUUGGUGGUUCUGUGCCUCGUGCACUAUGCUAUCCUGACAACGAGAUAAAGGCGAAGUUGAGUGCAGUACGCAGCAAGGAGGCUGUGCAUGACAGUGCAGAAAUGUAUGCCUGGGCGAAGGGUUUCGUUCGAGCUUGCAAAGAUACUAUGGGAGAGUUGGGUGGUUACAUUACUACCCCUCAAACCGCCGCCGAUAUGAACAGUAUCUUGGAUGCAGUCGGACAGCAAGAUAUGUAUUAUUGGGGUUUCAGCUACGGUACAACUCUGGGCCAGACGUAUGCGCAACUGUUUCCCAAGCGAUCGAAGCGGAUCAUCAUCGAUGGAGUGUCCAAUUCCUUCCAUUGGUACGGCCGCGAUUUCGAUAGCAUCCACUACACCGAUACUGAAAACGCUUUUAUGGGCAUAUUUCGCCAAUGCAUCAAGGAAAAAGAAAAUUGCGCUCUGUCAUCGUUCGGAGAUAGCGCUGAAGAUUUGCACAAGGUAGUGAUGGACCUCGGAGAGCGACUUAAAGAGCAGCCUAUGAGCGUGUAUGUGAACAAUACGGCAUGGGGUCAACUCACAUAUGAGAACAUCUUCUUCAACGGCAUUCUUCCCGCUCUAUAUAGGCCGCUGAAGUGGUAUGCACUCACAAAAAACCUGGCAAAAUUGAUUAACGGUAAUGCCACCGACGCCUGGUUAGCCUACGCCCAGCACGAAGCAUUCGACAUGGGCGACGACUCGAGCGACUUUGUCUUUAACAACGACGCCCACAGCGGCCCAAACUACUGGACGCAGGACCGCAAAGAGUUUCUCGAAGGAACCGUAGUUUCAUUCGUUAACAUCAGCAUGUUUGGGCCGAGCGAGAAUCUUGACUACUACACCAAACAGCAAUGGAUCGUGCCCAAAACAAGGGAAUUUACGCCCAAAUCAACAGUUGCGACGGCAGAGCCCAUGCUCCUCGUAUCCAUGACAAUCGAUCCUAUUUGCCCCCUGACAUCCGCAAAAAACGCUCAACAAGUCUUUCAAGACUCGCGCUUGGUGGAGAUCAAGGGAGUCGGGCAUUGCAGUGUCUCUGUCGUGUCAAUUUGCGCGGCAAAUUAUAUAAGAGAUUAUCUUCAUCGUGGAAUAGUGCCGAAUGAGAGGCAUGUAACGUGUGAAGUCGACCGACCGUACUUUAUCGAUGCAGACCAUGAGGAUGUUCUGACUCGGAGGAGUCUUCGAGGGAGCGAGCAGUUGGAGAAGGACGGGAUAUACCGGGCGCAAUUGGCGCUUGCUGGCGAUUGGCAGUGGAUGGUUAGGCGUAAUGGGUUUCCAAUGCCUCUAUGA
Bipolaris oryzae ATCC 44560 is the source of this 1788-nucleotide messenger RNA. RefSeq lists its product as uncharacterized. The transcript is spliced from 4 exons. Lineage: Eukaryota; Fungi; Ascomycota; Dothideomycetes; Pleosporales; Pleosporaceae. The record is from RefSeq and is a predicted model, not a curated record. The coding region runs from base 1 to 1788 and encodes 595 amino acids.